AUGGCGAACACCAAGCAUGUUUACGUGGUUUAUGAACCCAUCCACGCGGAAAGCUCUCUUCCAAUGACGAUUCAGCAACUUGUCGGGUUCUCUCACGCAAAACUCGUCGUCUUGUCCAGUGGCCAAAUCGAUGGCCAGGGCCGGAGCAAAGGCAAGGGCAACGUGUACGACAUCUGGAAAGACGGCAAGCAAGAGAUCGGAUAUGGGGAUGAAAGAGGUCGACCGAUCAAGUGGGAUGGCCUGGCAACAGGAGAGAGAUUCCGCCACCUCUGUUACACAGACAAGAGCGACAAGGAGGUGAUGAACGCAGCUGCGUCUGUCAUCGCCGAGAUGAAGACCUACAACUUGGUCUUCCGGAACUGUGAAGACUUCGCAUAUCGCCUUGGGGAGAAGCUCACUCGUGCAAUGGUGUACCCUGGGUGGUUGCCAAACUCUCCAGUCAAUGUGGGCGAGUACGAGUAUUUGCAGUCCUCGGCGGUAAAUCCGUUUGGGUUUCGAAACCUCUUUGGACGUAGAGAUCAUCGGCCUUGA
Zasmidium cellare ATCC 36951 is the source of this 531-nucleotide messenger RNA. RefSeq lists its product as uncharacterized. The coding region runs from base 1 to 531 and encodes 176 amino acids. The record is from RefSeq and is a predicted model, not a curated record. Lineage: Eukaryota; Fungi; Ascomycota; Dothideomycetes; Mycosphaerellales; Mycosphaerellaceae. The transcript is spliced from 2 exons.